AUGCCAGAAACAAUCCCAAAGAGGCCAUGGCUUCUUUCGAUUCGGUCGUCUGAGCGUUUCAUCGUCAUGGUUGUCACCAUGGCCAUGACUACUGAUGUCCUUCUGUACGGUCUGAUCAUCCCGAUCAUUCCAAAGUCUUUGGUCGCACGCGCAGGGGUUCCCGAAGAGGAUGCUCAAUAUUGGAUCUCGAUUUUGCUUGCGGUUUACGCCUGCGCCCUUUUGAUUGGAUCUCCCGUGAUCGGAUAUGUAUCGGAUCAUGUUCGAUCGCGUCAGCUUCCAUUCGUUCUUGGUCUUGCAUCUCUAGCCAUAUCAACUGGCCUGUUUGCUCUCGCGAACUCUCCUGUCACUCUGGUUAUCGCGCGAGCGUGUCAAGGUCUAUCGGCCGCCACUGUAUGGGUAGUCGGUCUGGCCAUGCUUGUUGAUAACGUUUCUCCGGAACGUAUGGGUGAAGCGAUGGGCAACACCAGUAUUGGCAUGACACUAGGCUCCCUCCUUGGCCCGAUGCUUGGUGGUGUAACAUAUGAGGAAUUUGGAUAUUAUGGCGUUUUCAUUCUGCCUACUUUGAUGAUCGUCCUGGAGAUCGUGCUGAGACUAGCUAUGAUUGAGAAAUCUACUGCCAAAAAGUGGGAUGAAAAUGCCAUCAGAUUCAAGAAUACUUCCCAAGAGACUUUUCCCAAUGGUUCUCCUUGUACGGAUUGCGAAAACGAACAGUCACCUCUCUUGGGCCGGUCAUCCUCCAGUAGCACUUCUGCAUGCGUCAGGAAUGGCAGCAAAGCCCCUAUUCUACACUUGCUAGCCUCUCCGCGCUUGCUUACUUCGUUGCUUAUCACCGCCAUGGUCGGUUUCACACUCGGGGUUGUAGAGACGACCAUUCCAUUAUAUGUCAUGGACACCUUCCGGUGGUCUUCUAAAGGGGCAGGCUUGAUCUUCCUAGCACUUUCACUCCCCAGUCUUACCGGAGGCUGGGUCGGAAGAACGCUGGAUCGCAUGGGCACCCGUGGCGCCGGAUUUGGCGCCUUGCUUGUCACUGGAAUUGCCCUCUUUUUCCUUCGCUUCGUCCAGCAUGACGGCGAUACGGAUAAAGCCCUCUUGGUGGGAUUACUCGUCGUUAUUGGCUUCACUGUCCUGAUCAUCCAGAUUAUUUCAAUGACCGAGGUGUUUCAGGUCAUUCAAGUGUUUGAGGAGAAAACCCCCGGUAUAUUUGGUGACAAGAGCCCAAUGGCGCAGGCAUAUGCUCUCUUCAACAUGGCUACGGCCACUGGGCAACUCGCUGGUCCUCUUGUUGGGGGACUAAUUCGUAUUCACGUGGGUUGGGCGGGAAUGACUUUGACCAGUGCUAUUCUCUGCUUAUUGGUCGCAGUUUCCGUUGGACGCUACGCUGGAUCUUCUAGGCCAAAAAGAGAAGAUAAACAGUCCACUGAAUACCAUGUUGAGGUUUGA
Penicillium odoratum is the source of this 1440-nucleotide messenger RNA. RefSeq names its product MFS transporter. The transcript has 8 exons. Gene Ontology annotation, biological process: transmembrane transport. The record is from RefSeq and is a predicted model, not a curated record. Bases 1 to 1440 code for a protein of 479 amino acids. Gene Ontology annotation, molecular function: transmembrane transporter activity. Lineage: Eukaryota; Fungi; Ascomycota; Eurotiomycetes; Eurotiales; Aspergillaceae.